Lachancea nothofagi CBS 11611 is the source of this 1866-nucleotide messenger RNA. Lineage: Eukaryota; Fungi; Ascomycota; Saccharomycetes; Saccharomycetales; Saccharomycetaceae. The record is from the annotation of a GenBank genome assembly.
AUGAUGUGCUUCGACACUGUUGAUGUUCCAUCAGACCUAAAGCCCGGGGUUGAAACGUGGUUGAAGUACGACAAAAAUGAGUCUACUAGGAUAGAGAUUAUCGAUUUGGUUCGCUCCAAGAACUGGAACGAACUGCACAAGCGAUUGGACACUAGAAUAGCGUUCGGCACUGCAGGGUUGCGUUCCAAGAUGGAAGCAGGUUUCAGUCGUAUGAAUACUCUGACUGUUUUACAGGCAUCGCAGGGACUGGCCCAAUACGUGGCCAAGAAGUUUCCCGUUAAUAAGUCUGUGGUUGUGGGCCACGACCACCGGUACAACUCUCGAGACUUCGCGAAAGUGACCAUCGUGGCAUUCUUGCAGCUCGGGUUUAAAGUUUACGAUCUAUGCUCAACGGUCAACGACCGUAACGAUGUUUUUGUGCAUACCCCUAUGGUUCCUUUUGCAAUUGAUCAGUUGAACGCUUCGGCCGGAAUCAUGGUCACUGCGAGUCACAAUCCCAAACUAGACAACGGUUACAAAGUAUACUACGCCAAUGGGUGCCAGAUUAUCCCUCCUCAUGAUAAGCUGAUUGCAGAGUCGAUUGAAUUGAACCUCGAACCUUGGGCUGACGCCUGGAAUUGUGAAGCUGCGAUUGCGGAGGCGGCAGCGAAAGGAACGCUUGUUGACGCUAAGAAGACAUUGGCGAAGCAGUACAUGCAAGCCAUAGGUAAGAACUUGAUCUCAACGGACAUUCCGAGCGGAAAACAAGAACCAUGGUUUGUGUACACGCCAAUGCACGGCGUCGGUUUCGAGUUUUUUGGCGAGCAGAUCAAGGAUGUGUGGGGAUUAGAAGAGAGUGUGGACUACUUUUGCGUGCCGGAGCAAAAGUUUCCUGAUCCUGCUUUUCCCACUGUGAAUUUUCCUAAUCCAGAGGAGAAGGGUGCCUUAGACCUGGCAAUUGCUUUAGCUGACUCACGAAACAUAUCACUUGUUCUUGGUAACGACCCUGAUGCUGACCGCUUUUCAGCGGCGGUCAAAUAUCAAGGGCAAUGGAAGCAAUUGACCGGUAACGAAAUUGGAUUCUUGUUCGCUCAACACGCGUGGGAUGCUUAUGGCAAGAAAAGUGAGGAAUUCAAAGAUAACAAUCCACUUGCUUUAAUCAACUCUACAGUUUCCUCUCAAAUGAUCAAGAAAAUGGCCGAAAUAGAAGGUUUUCACUACGAGGACACGUUGACCGGUUUCAAAUGGCUGGGCAACAGGGCUCGAGACCUUGAAAAAUUAGGCUAUUAUGUCCCUUUCGCAUAUGAAGAGGCCAUCGGAUUCAUGUUCUCCGACAUUGUUCACGACAAGGAUGGCAUUAGCGCUGCAAUCGUGUUUUUGCAGAUGUUAUGGAAUUGGAAAGAGCAAGGACUUUCUGCCCUAGACGUUUUACGGCGUGGCUUUGACAGAUACGGGGUAUUUCAAGAGUACAACGGAUACUACACCGUUCCUGAUCUGGCACUUACAAACACAGUUUUCAGUGCAAUUCGGAAUAGCUAUCUACUUGAGCUACGUCAAUUCCCAGCCCAGCUAGGUCAAGAUUUAACGUUUGAGUCGUUCACAGAUUUAACUACGGGUUUUCAAUCUGACACUCCAGACCACGUUCCUAAGCUCCCAGUAGACCCCAACUCACAAAUGAUCACGGCAACGCUGCGUUCAAACAGGAAUUCUUCUGAUUUGGUCAGGUUCACUACAAGAGGUUCCGGAACAGAGCCUAAAUUGAAAGUUUACAUCGAAGCCAUCUCUACGACGGAAGAAAGAGCAAAAUCCCUUGCUAAAGAAACCUGGAACUCGCUCAAAUCUCAGUGGUUCAAACCUGAAGAAACAGGGUUAACUACCAACUUCUAG